This is a messenger RNA of Morchella sextelata, 462 nucleotides long. RefSeq lists its product as uncharacterized. Bases 1 to 462 code for a protein of 153 amino acids. The record is from RefSeq and is a predicted model, not a curated record. Lineage: Eukaryota; Fungi; Ascomycota; Pezizomycetes; Pezizales; Morchellaceae. The transcript has a single exon.
AUGUUGAAAAGACAAAGAGAAACAAGUUCAGAACCCGCUGUUAAGCAAAGAAGGUUGGAACAGAGGCUUCCCUCCUUACCAGUACAUGGAAAAAGACCUAUACUGAAGGCAGGACUGUCAUGGACAGUCAAAGGAAAGGAUGAAGGCGCCCAAGGGUCUUUCCUGUUUGACACCGGUUGUACAGGAGCAAUCCUCAACCAGAGUUUUGUCAGGAAGCAUGGAAUUCCUUUAGUGCGGCGGGAUCAACCUCUGACAAUGUUUGAUGCUCAAGGAGAUGUCAUGAUGGGAGGAGGCGAGUAUUACACUCACCCGGUCCGCUUGAUUAUGGGAGAUCAUAAAGAGACACUCCGAUGGGAAGUGGCUACUUUGGAAGAAGGAAUGACCGGUUACCUGCCAAUUAGUUGGGCGAGGAAGCAUAACCCGGACAUCAAUUGGGAACUCAACACCAUGAGCUGGAUGUGA